CACACAUUCGCUUGAGGAUACAGGUCAAACUGCGGACCUCGAAUCAAAUCCUAUCCUAUCCUAUCCAAAAGAGGCUGACUCUAGUAAGUGACCGAGUAGGUGAUUAAAAACUUUCAGACAAGUUGCUGAUUACGUGUGGUCGAAAAAUGUCGACGACGUCUCGCAAGUCGGUCUUGCUCCUGCAGGACCUGGUCAAGUCGAGCUGGCUGCCGACGUACCCAAAGCAGGAAAUCGACGAGAUUCUUGAUGAGGUACGAUUCCUUCUUCUUGUUCGCUUCUCAGUUUUUCACUGGCUUUUCUGUUGCGUUGAUAAAACUUCGAGUUAACCAGGCAGACACUGUGGAGUCGACGCAGACCUUUCUGCGGGCACAGAAUGAGUGAGUGAAUGGUCGUACUCAUAUUUGUUCCGAUUUCUAUGCUAAAAGAGACGAAGGAUGCAACGCACUAAAGACAGGCCUGUAGUCUAGAAACUCAGUCGAGGACAAUCUUUCUUUUUUUUUUUGAAAAAUCCUCUAUCGAACAAUCUUCAUCUGAAAAAAACUCUUUAUCAUACAGCGUGGCUUUUUUACAAUGGACAUCAGUUUUUAUCUUUUUUCCUUUCUCCCCAUCUUCUCUUAUAAUAUAUUUCACUCUUCCAACUACUAACUACUUAUCAUACAAUAAAUAAUCUUUCAUAGAUCAUACGAGGUUACGAAAAUCUUGGGGUGUGCAACGCAGAGCUAUAUCGUAGAGAGAAGCUGGCGUUAGAAGCCUACAACGAGGCGAGGAGGGAGAACGACGAAGAGCCAAUCACCGACAUAAAAGACGUUCCAGCUGAAUUCACCCUAUGGAGAUGUGCUCUUCUAGAUGGUUGGAUGGUUAAUCUAUUGGUAUUGGUACUAAUUUUAGCUAGCCCGCUUGCUUUUACUUGAUGGGUGUCAGCAAGAUUCUUGGCAGGACAGUUUCUCACUUUUUGCAGACAUUGCUACUGUGUGGCAUCUCUGACUAUUUGCAGGUAAAUGCUAAGCAACGGUCGCAAUUAGCUACUUUUUGUUGUUGUUAGUUUACAUGUUGUAGGUCGAACCUGACCUCUACGUUGGUAGCCUUCAUUUAUUGAAUCUCUCCUCGCCUUCAUUAUCCGAAGAGAUGUGUCUCCCUGCAGUGCUUGGCAUGAAGGUUUGGCUUGCGGACCUCUUGCGGAGUAAACGGUGUGUUCUUGCGUACAUUCGCAAGAGGCUAGAGAUUAUAAGGCGGACAAGAUGGCAAGAAGGACGAAUCUUCAGUGAUGGAAGACUCAUUACGUCUAGUUGGUCAAUACGCCUAGUUGGUCGAAAGAGUAGAAACGAUGAACUAAUCCUCUCCUCUCCCUCAUCCUCGAACUCCUCAUCCUCUAACUCCCAGAAGAUGGCACCAGAAGAAAUCGCAUACCUGAAUAAGUACAACGAUAUCGUCGACGAGUACAUGGCUGGGUGUGGCUUCGAGGGAAUGAAUCUCGCCACCGACCGAAGCAUUCAGACCGAUGCUUACACGACCAUACGGAUUAUCGUUAAGGCUGGGCGCAGGUUUGUUCAGGUGAUAGUAUGUCUACGUCAAGAAUUCGUUUUUGGUUUGAGUAUCCACUACCGAGCAGUGUUCAAACCAUAAGUGACAAAAAGACUCAGUUCUAGACUCGUCAUCUUCCGCGAGAAGGCUCUAAUAUUGACAACAAUGACGUGGAAGGAGCCGAGGAAGUGGUGCUCUCUGACGGACGAAGCAUCAAGCUCACGCCAGGGGUAUGAUUUCUUUCUUUCGGCAAAAUCAAUAAUUAAAGUUGUCUGUAAUAUCCCACGAAUGGGUACACUCCUACUACUACUCCUACUACUUUCUCUCUUCCAAGUUGAAGCUUUAGGCUCAGCGAGUUCCCUGGUUUAUACAGAAAUAUCGAGUCUUCGGUCUUCCUGGGUUCAUCAACGUCAUUGGAUAGAGAUAGCAUAGGUCAUGUUCUUCGAGCAAUCCGCGAACAUUAGGCAUGACAAUCAGCUACUUGCUGGCUGUUUCCAACGAACCAACACCAGGGUAUUCUUUAUCUCUAGUUGUAGAACGAAGACAGUAAUAUCUCUUUAUCUUUAGCACAACAAGGACAGUAUCUCUUCAUCUUUACAGUACAACAAAGACAGUCACUUUUUCCGACCACUAUUCUCAGCUUCAGUAUCGAGUGCGCACAGAGGACGCGGAGCAGCUUGCGGCUGACGAUUUUGCUGUAAUACUUGAAAAUACCAAUAACCAAGGACGAAAUAUAACGCCCUUUGGUAAGUAUGGUCCCAUUGGGAACUAGAAGUUGAUACAUUUCGCUUGUCGGAUCUAGUAGGAACUAUCUUGUCAUCCGUAGAGAAGUCAUCCCUUUCUUUUCUCUAUUAUAUGUCGAACUAGAACCAACUUACUAGAGGGUUCAUCACAUCGAGAAGCGAGUAUCAGCUCUCCUUUUUGGUCCAUUCUUUUUCUCCUCUCUCUCCCUUUGGAACUCUGAGUACGAAGCCACUCUAUUCGGCGAUCAUCAUCUUCAUCCUUAUGAACUACUUCCAUUCGGCUACAAUCAUCACAUACAACAAAUCGGCAUCCUCGAUCAUACUGCUGCAUGAUUCACAUGUUGUCCCAUGUGGAUAUUCUACGCGGCCUGCACAGUACCCUCAUACCACUUCAAUUCGGAUGUGCAAUUUCUUAUCUAAUCUGUCUAAUCCUAAGCCCUUUCUUCGAUUGAUGGCGGGUUGUUCUCAUCAUCCCUGAGGCACAAACAGAAACAUUGUUCUGUACUUACUGUGGUGAGACUCAAGCAUAACUUCUGCUGAUCCGGUGC
Messenger RNA from Amoebophrya sp. A25, 2812 nucleotides. NCBI's taxonomy places the organism in Eukaryota, Dinophyceae, Syndiniales, Amoebophryaceae. The record is from the annotation of a GenBank genome assembly.